Messenger RNA from Acanthamoeba castellanii str. Neff, 1860 nucleotides. Its product is annotated as serine/threonine kinase. Gene Ontology annotation, molecular function: protein binding. The transcript has 12 exons. The record is from RefSeq and is a predicted model, not a curated record. Bases 1 to 1860 code for a protein of 619 amino acids. Lineage: Eukaryota; Discosea; Longamoebia; Acanthamoebidae.
AUGGUCCAGGGUCCAAUCGAGCUGUGUGCGCUUCGGAAGAACACGGAGGGCAUCGUCGCUCUGUUGGAGCACGGCGCGAUUCCCACCCAGGCCGCCGUCAAGAAACUGAAGAGGUUGAAGAAGCUCAACCUGUCGAACAAGCGACUCAAGAAAGUACCCCGAUGGGUCAAAUACUUCUCCGGAGUGGAGCGGUUGGACCUCUCGCAUAAUGAGCUGACCUACCUGCCCACCUACCUGGGCCACUUCAGCAAUCUCAAGAAGCUCCUGCUCGAUGCCAACCCGCUCGAGAGCAUCCCUGCUGAAAUCAGAAAGGGAAAGCUCAGCGGCCUCCUCUCCUAUCUGCGGGAGUUGGACAAAAGCAAGGGAGAGCCCUGGCGACGGGUGAAGCUGCUGUUUGUGGGCAAGGAGAACGUGGGGAAGACGUCCCUGCUGCAAGCCCUGCAGGCGUUCAUGGCCCACUCGGCGCCGUCGGCCAUGCACAGUUCGACCUCACUCGCCGCGGGCUCGUCCUCUUCGUCGGCCAUCUUCUUCAGCGGGCAGCUCCACUACACAUCCGACUCCAAGAUCACCGUCAAGGUCAGCGAGCGGCAAUCGCAGGCCACAACGUUCAUGCGGACACUGAGCACAGAUGGCAUUGCCCUGGGCGAGUUGUCCACCGAACACUACGCCAAGCGAAAGGAGAUCUCCGUCGUUGCUCAAAACACACAGUCGAAGGGCAAGUCCAAGAGGCGGGAGCGAGCCAAUGUCAUAUUUCAGACCUACGACUUCGGAGGCCAGGAGGUGUUCUACCCCACGCAUCAGUUCUUCCUGACGGCGAGGAGCAUCUACCUGGUGGUGUUCAACGCGGCUGAGGGCGAGAAGGCCACGGCGUCGAUCAAGUACUGGGUCAACCAGAUCCGGGUGUCGACCAAGGGGCUCGAGACGCCCAUACUCCUGGUCGGCACACACAUCGACCACCCGGACGUCGACACCGACGCCCUCCAAAACCUCGCCCGACAGCUCAAAAGGCAAGAUUCGAAUAUCCGGGAGGUGGUGUUCGUCAGCAGUGCCACGGGGGCGGGCCUGCCGGAGCUCGUCGAGAAGAUGAUCUCGAUCGCGCAGAGACACUCUUUCCUUCGAGCUGUCAUUCCCACUUCCUACCACCGCUUCUACAACGCCAUCAUCAACAUGCGUAACGGUCGAUCGUCGCGCGGCAAUCUGCGCGCGGUUCAGUCGACGUCGGACCUUCCCGCGGUGGUGUCGUCGACCGAGAAGGAGGGCAAAGGGGACCUAUGGUCCUCUGGCGGCGUGACCACCGACCAGCCCCUCAACUUCAUCUCCUGGGACGACCUCGACCGGGUGGCUCGCAACUGUGGCAUCACCUCGUCUGCCGACAUGCACGUGAUGGUGUCUUUCUUCCACGACGUGGGGCUGCUCAUUCACUUCGAGGAGGCCUUCGGCGGCCUGCGGGACUUGGUCAUUAUCAACCCGCAGUGGUUGGCCUCCGUCAUGAAGAGUGUGGUGUCAUUCAGCAACAAGUGGGUGCGCAAUGGCAUCCUCAACGAAAAGCAGCUGCACUGGGUCUGGCUCGACUUCCCGCGCUAUCUGCACCCGUUGCUCCUCCGCAUCUUCGAGCGAUUCCAGAUCGCGUUCAAGAUCAGAAUCGCCAGGCGACUGUCGGCCAGCGAGGAGGAGAGGGCCAAGGCCGAGAAGCGAACGGGCGCCGACAUCAUCGUCCCAUCGCUUCUGCCUGAGGAGUGUCCCGCCGACGCGCUCGAUCGCGAGUGGACCUCCUACUAUGCCAGGGCUGGUACGCACAUACCGCACACACCUCGCACUCCACCACACUUCAUCCGUGUGCUCGUGCGGUACGUGACCUGA